AUGGCCUUUCUUCAAGGCCUUGCCCACGGGGCGUAUGAGGUAGCCUCGUCUCCGGUACAAUUUCGUGACAGCACAGUCGUGUAUGGGCUUUCUGCAUCAAUUAUCUUCGCGUCGCUCAUGUUGUCAUCUAUCUUCAAGGCACGUGUCUACGAGCUUUUUACACAUUCACAUCGUGUCUGUGCCUUAGGUCUAAUAUUCGCAACUUGGAGGCACAUUUACAACAAGUCAGCACUAUCUAUAUGGUGCAUCGCCGCUGCCGCUGCUGUAUAUGCCGCUACUUUCUUGAUUCAGGUCUUACGGAUAGCAGUCCGCAAUCUAGCAUUUUCCAGAGGUGCAGAAUGUUUGAUCAAUUACCAGGGGAAUAAUUUAGAGGUCAUUGUGUUUCCAGCUCGCCCAUGGACGGUGCGAGCUGGAGAGAGAGUCAAUCUCAGUAUCCCUAGUGCAGGGCUGAUGUCUGCCUUUAAAAUGCACCCUUUUGUGAUUACGCGGUGGGAUAACAAUGAGUUGGGGGAAAUGGAAUCAUUCACGCUGCUCGUGAAACCGUGUUCAGGAUUCACCAACAAGCUGAAGAUGUUAUCUAGCACUCGUCAUAGGGCCUGGAUUGACGGUCCAUACGGGCCGGACCGAGGAAUGCGCACACCUAUAUCUGACUAUGGUCAUAUCUUCAUGGUUGCAACAGGAAUUGGUAUUGGGGCUCAAACCCCUUACAUCAAACAGCUCUUAGAGGGCUAUCGGCGCGGAGUUUCCGAGAACUACAAGUUGCUCGCAUAUGAGCAUUUUCGAGUACGCAUAUUCGAUCCUUCUCUACGGUCGUCUCAAGAUUCACAUGACGUUGGUCAGCACGAGUUGAUCAAAAUUUGGGGUGGAAAUGUUGAUUGGCGAGAGGAACCGAGAGAGGAAGUGCAAAAGCAGGUGGGCAAUAUGUUGAUUACAGGUACAGCCGAGUUCCCAUCCAAGUAA
Talaromyces atroroseus is the source of this 960-nucleotide messenger RNA. RefSeq lists its product as hypothetical. Gene Ontology annotation, cellular component: plasma membrane. The record is from RefSeq and is a predicted model, not a curated record. Gene Ontology annotation, molecular function: ferric-chelate reductase activity. The coding region runs from base 1 to 960 and encodes 319 amino acids. NCBI's taxonomy places the organism in Eukaryota, Fungi, Ascomycota, Eurotiomycetes, Eurotiales, Trichocomaceae. Gene Ontology annotation, biological process: copper ion import; iron ion transport; intracellular iron ion homeostasis. The transcript is spliced from 4 exons.